Messenger RNA from Prorocentrum cordatum, 598 nucleotides. NCBI's taxonomy places the organism in Eukaryota, Dinophyceae, Prorocentrales, Prorocentraceae. The record is from the annotation of a GenBank genome assembly.
CCGGCCGGGCCAGCGCACGCCCCCGCGCCUGAUAGGCAGCGAAUGUAGUGAGAGGCCUCCUGGCCGCGAGCCGCCACAGCGCCCCAUGGCGCCCUGGCUCGGCCUGGGCGCGCUGCUCCUGCUCGCGGGCACGCCGGGGGCGCCGGCCUCCAGCGCCGCGCGGCGGCGGCAGGAUGACGACCAGCUCCUCGGCGCUCCUGGUGCGGCGGCGCCAGAGGACGCGCAGAUCGGGCAGCUCACGGACUCGAUCCGCAGCCUCUUCAGCCUCGGUGGCUCUGCGACGCCGCCGCCGCCUCCGCCGGCCGCGGACGCCGCGGAGGCGUUGGUGCUGCCGCCCGUCGCGGUCUCGCCCUCGGCCUCGGCGGAGCCCGCCGCGGCCUCGGCCGCGCCGGCCGCGGCAACCACCCCUGCCGCGCGGGCGGCCGCGCCGGCCGCCGCCGCGCCCGCCGCGCUGGUGGCCUCGGCCGCGCCCGCUGUUGCGGCGACCUCGGCCGCGCCGGCCGCGGCGACGACGACCGCCGCGCCCGCCGCGGCUGUGACGACCUCGGCGGCCGCGCCCGCCGCGGCUGUGACGACCUCGGCGGCCGCGCCCGCCGUG